UCGCCCCUUUCCUCUCUAUUUCCUUGUGCGUUUUCAUUUUGGGUCUCUUUUGCCUUGAACCCUUUCAUUUCCAACGAAACCUCACCCGUUGAAUUAUUGGGACCAUUGACUGGAUUUUGCUUGGAAUUUCAGCUUGUUUCUUCUCUUUGUGUGGAGGACUGAGGUGGGUGGAAACUUCAUUAUGUUAUAUUUAUAGCUGAGCUGAAUUCCAGGUACUAAGAUCUUACAGCAAAGUCUUCAGCUUUCACAGUUUGAUUCCUAAUUUCCUAGUCUUUGAUCUGAGUUCUAGUUCACCAUUGAAAUUUAGCUUUUGGGUGCUCAGGAUCUGAUCUAAAUUGAAGUUGGUGGAUCAUUUCUAGCUCUUCAUUGUACUGUUGGAGUAGAUUUGAUUCAAAGUUGUAGCUUUUUGAGGAUUUUUGUGCAUUUUGGUAGCUGGGUUUACAAGCUUUUGCUAAAUUUAUGAUCUUUUGAUUGAACUGAAGACUAGAAAGAGGAAAGGAGUUUUCUUUUUUAAUUCACAAAUCAUAGUUUUGAUUUCUGGGAGCUUAUGAUUAUUUGAAAGCUAAUGAUGGGAGCAAACAGCAGUAAAAACAAAGGUGUUGAUGCUCCAGCAUCCCCACCUCCUCCGCUGCCACAACAACCCAUCGAAAACAAUACCAAAUCGGAGUACACAUCCCAUUUGAGCUCUUAUGAGGCAGCAUGUAAGCUCGAUUCGGGUUUACAAUCGUUUGAUGUAUCUGUCCAACAGCGCACUAGCCGAGUGUUCAACUCACUUUCCACUGGAGUUGAAGUGAGGUCCCUAUCAUUGGACUCACUCAAAGAGGUCACUGAUUGUUUGCUUGAGAUGAACCACGAAGUAGUCAAAGUCAUUCUCGAAUGCAAGAAGGAUAUAUGGAACAAUCAAGAGAUGUUCUCUCUAGUGGAGGAGUACUUUGAGAACAGUCUGCAGACAUUGGACUUCUGCACUGCCCUCGAGAGAUGUCUCAAGCGUGCAGUGAACAAUCAGUUGAUAAUUCAGGCUGCGGUGAGGCGGUUUGAGGAAGAAGUAGAAGCUGGUUUCGACGGGAAGGGAUGUGUGAGAACAUUGCAGGAGUUGAGGGCAUUUAAGGCAGCCGGGGACCCUUUCACGGAAGAGUUUUUUGUACUAUUUCAGGCAGUGUAUAACCAACAGGCAUCAAUGCUCCAGAAAUUGCAAGUCCGAAAGAGAAAGCUUGAUAAGAAGUUGAAAUCAGUGAAAGCUUGGCGGAAAGUGUCAAAUGUUAUUUUUGUUGCCACUUUUGUGUCUGUAUUGAUAUUUUCGGUGGUGGCAGCUGCCAUUGCUGCACCGCCACUUGUAACCGCCUUGGCAGGUGCACUGGCUGUUCCGAUAGGUUCUGUCGGGAAGUGGUGUAAUAUGCUUUGGAGCCGCUAUGAGAGGGCUCUGAAAGGACAGAGGGAGAUUAUAAGCUCAAUGCAGGUUGGAAGUAUGAUUACAAUGACGGACUUGAACAACAUCAGGGUGCUUGUUGGGAAAUUGGAAAUCGAGAUUGAGGCACUGCUACAGAAUGCUGACUUUGCUAUUAGAGAAGAAGAUGCUGUGAAGAUAGUGAUGAUUGAGAUCAACAAAAAGCUGGAAACUUUUAUGGAAACCAUCGAAAGUUUAAGCCAAAACGCUGAUAAGUGUGGCCACAAUAUAAGGAAGGCAAGGACAGUGAUUCUGCGGAGAAUAAUUAACAAUUAGGCAUCCCAGCAAAUGAACAGCCAUUUUGGAAAACACGAUAUGCAGAAGAUGUGGGAGUGUUUGGAUCGAGCAUAUAUGAGAUCUUGUUUGGCAAAGCUGUCGGAUCGAGCAUAUAUGAGAUCUCCAUAUCAAGAUAAGAGAAAAGCAUUUGGAUUUCUUCUUUUUUUGGUUAUAGUCAAGUACAAGAACUGAAAAGAGUGACAGUAAGCAUAUUGGUUCUAGCUAGGCUUCUAGCAUGAAGGAAGCUCUUAUUCUUGUGGAUCUAAGUUUAGGGGGUUCCUUCUGUCCUAUGCCUCUAGUUAUUUGGUGGAAUUGUUUAGAAUUGUGUGGAUCAAAUAUAAUUG
Messenger RNA from Fragaria vesca subsp. vesca, 2064 nucleotides. Its product is annotated as UPF0496 protein At2g18630-like. NCBI's taxonomy places the organism in Eukaryota, Viridiplantae, Streptophyta, Magnoliopsida, Rosales, Rosaceae. The transcript has 2 exons. The record is from RefSeq and is a predicted model, not a curated record. Bases 566 to 1720 code for a protein of 384 amino acids.